Molecule: messenger RNA, 4332 nt
Organism: Neoarthrinium moseri
Lineage: Eukaryota; Fungi; Ascomycota; Sordariomycetes; Amphisphaeriales; Apiosporaceae
Exons: 3
Coding region: 1-4332 (1443 amino acids)
Biological process (GO): rRNA catabolic process; nuclear-transcribed mRNA catabolic process
Cellular component (GO): nucleus
Molecular function (GO): RNA binding; 5'-3' RNA exonuclease activity
Source: RefSeq, a predicted model, not a curated record
AUGGGUGUCCCCAAGUUCUUCAGAUGGCUCUCGGAGCGGUAUCCUGCCAUUUCCCAGCUCAUCGCCGAGAACCGCAUACCCGAGUUCGACAACCUCUACCUCGACAUGAACGGCAUCAUCCACAACUGUACCCACAAGGACAGCGACGAUGCCACCUUCAGGCUCAGCGAGAAGGAGAUGUUUAUCCGCAUCUUCAACUACAUCGAGCACCUGUUCGCCACCAUCAAGCCCAAGAAGCUGUUCUUCAUGGCCAUCGAUGGUGUCGCCCCCCGCGCCAAGAUGAACCAGCAGCGCGCCCGUCGUUUCCGUACCGCCCUGGAAGUCGAGAAAGCCCGUGACAAGGCGAUCCGUGAGGGCGUGGAAAUGCCCAAGGAGGACGCCUUCGACAGCAACUGCAUCACCCCCGGCACCGAGUUCAUGGCCAAGCUGACCCAGCACCUCAAAUACUUCAUUGCCAAGAAGAUCUCCGAGGACACGGAUUGGCAGGGCUGCGAUGUCGUCCUGUCGGGCCACGAGGUGCCCGGCGAGGGAGAGCACAAGAUCAUGGAGUACAUUCGUAAUGCCAAGGCCCAGCCCGAUUACGACCCCAACGUGCGCCAUUGUUUGUACGGCCUCGAUGCCGACCUGAUUAUGUUGGGUCUGCUCAGCCACGACCCCCAUUUCUGCCUUCUAAGAGAAGAGGUCACCUUUGGCCGUGCUUCAAAGGUGAAGUCCAAGGAGUUGGAGCAUCAGAAUUUCUAUUUGAUGCAUCUCUGCAUUGUCCGCGAAUACUUGGAGUUGGAGUUUCAGGAUUUGAAAAAGGAAGGCGCUUUGCCUUUUCCGUUCGACUUGGAAAGAGUUAUUGAUGAUUUCAUCCUCAUGGCCUUUUUUGUAGGAAAUGAUUUCCUUCCCAAUCUUCCCUACUUGCACAUCAACGAAGGUGCUCUAGCCACCAUGUUCCGCAUUUACAAGGAGGUCCUCCCCAAGGCCGAAGGCUAUAUCAACGAGGGCGGUGUUAUCAACCUGCCCAGACUUGCCUUGCUCCUCGAGGAGCUGUCCAAGGAGGAGAACCGCCACUUUGAGCACGAAAAUGCCGAUCAAAAGUGGCUGAGGAGUAAACAGGCCACCGAUGCCGGCAAGGAGGUAAUCGCCAAGGCCAAGGGCAAGGUCACCAUGACAUCUGGACAGAAAGAGAUCUGGAAGACGAUCAGGAAGUACGUCCAGAAGCGACCUGGCGGAGUCUUGGAUCUUGGUACCGAGCUUGUCGCUGCAGAUCGCAAAUUCGUCCAAGAUGUUGCCGAUAGUCUUCGCAUCGAGUGGCGCACUUCCGAGGAUGACGACGGACGAAGGCAUCUCAUUCUCUCCAUGCCUGCUAAGGCCAGCAAUGGGGACAACGAGGAUGACGAAGAGGAGGAGGAAGGCCAUCUCGCAUUGCUUCGCGUGAUGAAGCGGUACGAUAAUGCCCAAGUCGUCGAUGUCUCCCCUGAAGAGGCUCAGGCCUCCAUGCAGGUCAAGUACAAGGAGAAGUUCAUCGAGUGGAAGGAGAAGUACUACGAGGGAAAACUAGAGUCGACCCCAGCAACCAAGGAUGCCGACCUUCGCAGCCUUUGCGAGAACUAUGUCCAAGGAUUGCAAUGGGUGUUGUACUACUACUAUCGAGGAGUCGCGUCGUGGCCGUGGUUCUAUGCAUCGCACUACUCCCCGAUGAUCUCAGAUGUCCUCAAGGGCUUCAAUGCUGACCUGAAUUUUAAAUUGGGACAGCCUUUCCGACCCUUCCAGCAGCUGAUGGGAGUGCUGCCAGACCGAAGCAAGAAGAUUGUUCCCACUGUAUAUCACGAUCUCAUGACGAAUCCAAGCUCGCCUAUCAUUGAUUUCUACCCGAGAGAUUUCGAGCUAGAUAUGAAUGGCAAGAAAAUGGAUUGGGAAGCUGUGGUGAAGAUUCCCUUCAUAGAUGAGAAACGACUGCUCGCUGCCAUGGGACCCAAGGAUGAGCUACUGUCGGAUGAUGAGAAGGCCAGGAACGACUUCGGCGUGUCUCUCAAGUUCACAUAUGACCGAGACACGGAUUUUGUUUACCCAUCAUCGAUGGAAGGCGAGUUUCCGGAGAUCCCUCACUGCAAAUGUAUCCAGAACAUCUACGACCUGCCGGUGGCAGAUGGUCUCGAGCUUUAUCGAGGUCUGAUGCCGGGCACAAAGCUCAACGUCGAGGCCUUGGCAGGAUUCCCCAGUCUUGCAACCUUGCCGUACAAUGCGAAUCUUGGCUUCCACGGGGUCAGGGUCUUCCAGCAGGAAAGCCGGAACGAGAGUAUGGUCGUCACUUUGUCCGAUGUCGAAGUGCGCAGCCGCGUAGAGUCCGCCAAGGUCAAGCUGGGCCAGAGAUGUUUCGUUGGCUACCCGUUCCUGCAGGAAGCCAAGGUUGUCCGGGUGUCGGAUGAGCUCUUCGAUUUCACCUUGGCAGAAGACGGUUCUGGCCAAGUUGUCAUGCGCGAACACACUGGCAAGGAGAUUGACCAAUGGAGCGGAAAGGCCGACCGCAUUGAGUCGUUCUACAGCUCUCGCCUUGGAAUCAUCAUUGGCAGCGUCGAAUCAAUGGUGCACGUCCAAAUGUUGAAGGGUCUCAUCAAGACCGAUGAAGGUGCGCUGGUGAAGGAGUAUGGCGAGGUUCCUGGCGCCGAGACCGACUACCCUGCUCAGAUCGUCGUAGACGAGGUGAUCAGCGAAGAUGAGCGAUUUAUUGAGCAGGCUGCUCUUCCCAUCGAAGAGGAGUUCCCUGUCGGAUCGCGCGCCUUUCUCUUGAUGGGGGUUAAGCGCGAUGCCGUGAAGAAUCAUGAUGGACAACUCCUUCACCGGCCUGUCUAUGGUCGCCCUGUCGAGGUCGCCGGUUAUAAUACCAACCGGGCCGUCGUCAAAACGUCGCUGUACUUCAUGAAAACAAAUUUCGAAGAGGGAGAGGAUGUCGCAACAUUCUCCAAGAAACUCGACACGUUCAUCAGGAGUGAGCCUUACCUCGCCAAAUCACUGAUUCAGCAGUAUGAAAAGGAGAACAGGUAUUGGCCAUCGUACGCCCUCGCUAAGGAGCUUGAUCUUCACCCACUCGUCCUCAGCAAGAUCACCGCUUCUUUCUUUGUGCACACCAUGGGAGGUAGCAUGAGGGUCAACCUUGGACUGGACUUGAAGUUUGAAGGAAAGAAGUUGAAGGUUCUUGGCUACUCUCGCAAGUCCAGCACUGGUUGGGAAUUCAGUAUGGCAGCUAUUCAGCUCAUUGCCAAUUACAUGGCCCAGUUCCCCGACUUCUUUGCUGCGAUUAAGAAAAAUCCUCAAGGAAGUGAGCUAUCUGAGACAGAUCUGUUCCCUGACCCCGAGUAUGCUACAAAGAGGAUCAAGGAGAUUGGUGCGUGGAUCAAGGAUCAAGACAAGAGCAAGUUUGAGCGAGUGCCCUUGGAUGCCGAGCAGCUUGAUUCGGUCAUUGUCGGACGCCUGGAACAGAAAGUGGAUGAGUUGAUGCAGAAUGCACCAGCACCUAUUGUGCGGAAGCUCAAUGAUAUACCCAGAAAUGCCUUGCUGCGACCGCAGGAUGCGGAGCAGCGUCUCGGCGGGCAGAAGUUCAGCCUUGGAGACAGGGUUAUGUCGGCUACAGACUCGGGUAAAGUUCCCAUUGGUCUUAAGGGAACAGUGGUGGGAAUCAGCAAUAUCGGAAGCAAGCCAAUGCUUGAUGUUGUCUUUGAUUCGAACUUCAUGAGCGGCACAACGCUCGACUCACGAUGCUCUCCCUUCCGAGGUGCUACGGUACCCGCCAACUCUGUGCUUAACAUGACAAAUCAACAGUUGGUGGUCUUGAAUGCUCAGCAACAGGCCAAGUUGAAUGCAGCUCCUAAGCAGACUGCAGCCCCGGGAACCUAUGGCGGCGCCAACGGAAGGACGUACCGUGAUGCGCCUGCCCCAGCGAUGCUGCAAGGAAGUUAUCGUGGUGCCCUCAAUGGUGCUGGCCAAGCACGGAGAGGUAGAGGAGGCUCAAAUCAACCGAACGGCAAUGGUGUUCCCAAUCUGCAGUCAGCGAACUUGGUUUACCGCCCAGCACCGAACGGUAGAGGUGGUCAAGGCUCGCAGCACCCUGGUGCACCCCGGGGACGGGGACGUGGUGGACAGAUUGCCAACAACCCAGCACAUGCUCCCGCUAAUGUACACGCCAACAAUGACCCUGCUCUCCAGGGAGGCUAUAACGCUGUACCGCCACCUUCCAACUUGGAUACCCGUGGCAGGGGAAGAGGUCGCGGACGAGGACGUGGACAGCGCGGGGGGAGAGGCGGGUCUUUCAGAGGCAGAGGCGGCUCAGCUCAGGAACAAACAGCGUAG